Molecule: messenger RNA, 1949 nt
Organism: Populus trichocarpa (black cottonwood)
Lineage: Eukaryota; Viridiplantae; Streptophyta; Magnoliopsida; Malpighiales; Salicaceae
Product: UPF0481 protein At3g47200
Exons: 2
Coding region: 197-1822 (541 amino acids)
Source: RefSeq, a predicted model, not a curated record
AACAAUGAGAGCAAAGGAAAGAGUAGUGUGUGUGUAUAUAUCACAUCGAGUUGAAGAGCUAAAGAUAUACAAAUCGAAAAGAGUGAGAGAGGCUGCAUACAGCAUCUCAGCACUAUUGCUUCUAGGAAAGUGGCUCUGCUGCUGCUUGAACCAAACAAUUGCCCUUCUCCAGUACAGGCCAAGCAAAUUGCAAUAGAUGGGAGAAAUUCGUUCACCAUAUUUUUCACUUGCCCAAUAUUACUAUGGAGAUAAUCCUGAUAUUCAUUCACCGUACUUUUCAUAUGGCGGAGAGGACUAUCAUGGAGAUAAUGCCGAAAUUCAUCCACCUUAUUCUUCCGCCGGAGACUAUCAUGGAGAUAAUGCCGAAAUCCAUCAAACAUAUUAUUCAGCCGGAGACUAUGCCGAAAUUCAUCCACCAUAUUCUUCAGCCGGAGACUACUUUGGAGAUAAUGCUGAAAUUCAUUCACCAUAUUCUUCAGCCGCAGACUACCUUGCAGAUAAUACUGAAAUUCAUUCUGAAGCAUUGUUUCAUCAAGAUAUUUAUGGAAAUUCAUACAAUGCACAACAAUUUGUUAAGCAUGAAAAAGUACUCCGUCCUGUUAGAGUAGCAUUGAAAUAUGAACAAGAGAGUGAUGUGUGCAUCUACAGAGUUGGCGAUCACCAAUCAAAAAAAGCCAUGUACAGUCCUCAACAAAUUUCUAUAGGCCCUUUUCACCACGGCAACAGAAAUCUGCGUUUCAUGGAAAGGAAAAAGUAUGAAUACUAUGAACAGUUCUGGGAAGACAGGGUGUCAAAGGAAAGGGAACGGAAAGGGGCUGAGGACGAGUUUUGGGAUGCCCUGGAAGAAGAUAAAAAUAAGAUCCACCAAUGUUAUGAAGAUGGUUCCCGUAGAAUUAAAAUUUCUCAACGCUUUCUGGGUCUGAUUCUGUACGAUGCUGUAUUCAUCUUGGAGCUAUUCCUCAAGUACAGAGAAGGUAGAGAGAAGUAUAUAAAAGAUUCUAUAUUGAAAGAAACAUGGUUGAGGGCGGCGAUUCGACGGGACUUGAUUUUGCUUGAAAAUCAGCUUCCGUUCUUUAUUCUUGAGAAAUUAUAUAAACUUCUUCCAGAAAACAUUAAAAGAGAAAACACGGAAUUUAAAACUCUUGCUUGUUUCUAUUUUGAACGCCACUUUCCAAAAAAAUCCUCUUCUGCAGAAACAACGCCAUUGCAUUUCACUGAUUUGGUAAGAUCUUUACUAUCCUUCACUGGAAAUGGCAAGCCUGUGGAACAAAUCAAAAGCUUUCACAGUGCAACCAGGCUCCGCCAAGCAGGAGUUAAGUUUAAGGUUCCACGAGAACAAGAUCACUGCUUACUUGAUGUAGAUUUCCGUAGAUUGAGAAAAGAGUUUCACAUACCACAGCUUCAGAUACACGGCGACACUGAAAGUCUCUUCAGAAACCUUAUGGCCUUGGAGAAGCGUCUUUAUCCAGGACAAGAGUACAUCUGCCAUUACAUCAACCUGUUGAGUAUUCUUGUCGUCAAACCUAAAGACGCGAAACUCCUAAUGGAAAAUAAAAUUGUAACUUAUUGCAAAGACGAAGUUGCAGUGAGGGACCUGAUUUGCAGUCUUGCAUCAUCAAGCACGACUGAUCUCCAUUCCUGUUAUCACGACAUCUUUUCGGCGGUGGAUGAUUAUUAUAAAAGCUCCUGGGCCAAAAACCCCGCAUACUUUAUAGAGGAGUUUUUCGGGAAUUUUUGGAAAGGUGUUGGAACGGUUUGUGCAGCUAUCCUCCUCAUCCUCACUUUGGUACAAACAAUUUGUGCGAUCCUUGGCCUGCGCUAGUACUCCAAGCGUGGAUCAAGUCAAUCCAGAGCCUGUGUAGUUUUAUUUCUCCUGUUUGUUGGCUUUUGUUGUGUUGUGCUGUGGAUUUUAUGUUUCCUGUGCAGUCAAUAAACACACAUUCUCUCUU